Heteronotia binoei (common prickly gecko) is the source of this 1730-nucleotide messenger RNA. RefSeq names its product chromosome 7 C8orf76 homolog (gene C7H8orf76). The record is from RefSeq and is a predicted model, not a curated record. The transcript is spliced from 6 exons. The coding region runs from base 3 to 1181 and encodes 392 amino acids. Gene Ontology annotation, molecular function: protein binding. NCBI's taxonomy places the organism in Eukaryota, Metazoa, Chordata, Lepidosauria, Squamata, Gekkonidae.
GGAUGGAGCUGCCUUUGGGGUUUGAGUUCGAGGAGUCGGUGUUCGAGGGGGGCGGCCGGGCCCAGAAGGACCCCUCCUCCCUUCCCCCUGCCUACAGUGCCCGCUGCUGCGAGCCCCAGUGGUUUUGUGCAGAAACAGACUUUGGGGAUGAUGCUGAAAUUAUCAAUGUAAAAAAAUUCAGAGGAGAUUUGGCAUAUAGUCAACAAGAUUUUAAGUCUCUGCAAACCUCGUUUCAGAAGGCUCUCUGUGAAUACUCCAGCUGCUACGCUCUGCUGCCUCCCAGCAACAUAGCCAUGAGAAGAGACGUACAAGAGAGUCGGGCUCGCUGUCUGGCUCAUCUGGGGCGACACAAGGAAGCUUUGGAAAUCGCAGAGAUGCUGAGAAACGGAGCAACAAACACUGACCACCUAACAACAAUAUUGGGCCUGCAGUUCACCAUAUACCGCACCAUGGGCCAUAUUGAGAAAAUGACUGGGUGCUUGCAGCAGCUGAUUUCGUUACAUCCUUUUCACUCUGGAUACUGGAAGCUGCUGGCCGAGGCUUAUAUGAGCCUUUUGCCUUCUCCUCUGCCCUUGUUGGCCUCGAGAGGUGAUCUCCCACAAUGCAGUGGCUUGGCCAUUUUAUCAGAGCCCCUUGGAAACAGAGCUGGCUUUCAACAUUGCAAAAAGCACACUCGGAGAAAGGAUUUCUCUUUGCCGCUUCCCUCUGAAACAAAUGGGAGCUUUGUGACUGGUGAGGAAAGACAAAGAGUAGAGGAACACAUCACUGACCUAGAGAAACUGGAAGCCCAGCACACAGUCGACAGUGUCACGUUUGAUAUCAUGGGACAGGAAGAAAUUUGGACUUACGCAUGUGCUUCCUUUGUUAGAGCAAGGCUCUUGCUGCAGCUGCUCCAGGCGCAUCAGUGUUCCUUUGCUUUAGAGAGUAACUUAAAAGCGCAGCAGGAAAUUGAAGAUAAAGUGGCAUCUUUUGGACUGAAGAGAGACGUCCUGUUCUUGGUGACUGAGGUUAUGGGCGAGGAUCUCACCCCUGAAAAAUUCAAGGAGGACACCCAGGGAGAGGUGAAAUGUAUAGGAGCUUCAGCUCUGGCCUCCCUAAUGACUGCCUCGAUGGGAGGCUUUGAAAGAAAGUGGUUCCAAAAGCUCAGAGGCCAGUUGUGCUGUUUGGACUGCUGCACGUGAUGGAGGCUGGCCCCAGCAAAGACUUGUUCUGAUUGGUCUCAGAUGAGGACUUGAUUGGACAUUCCUAAGGGGCGUGGUCAGCCAGGCUGCUCAGCGUGCAUGCUGGUCGAAGGAACGAGCAGGGGUUCCGCACCUGAAGUGGCCUGCAGCUGCCUCCUCCAAAAACAUAGUUUCUACUUGCAUCAACGUGCCUUGGGCAGUGGGAGGUGGUUGGGCUGGGCGGGGUCUGAAAACAUGCAGUGUAGCAGAACAGAUCUGGGUCAAGUUAAUGACAGACAUGAACCCCCACAAAGCUGCAUUUCCUUGAAUGAAACCAAAAAGCUCUCCAUGAUCUCAGGGAAAGGGUCUUUCAUGUCACUUACCGCUUGGUUUAUGGAAACUGGAGAUGCCAGGGAUUGAACCUAGAAUCUUCUGCAUGGCACGCAGAGGCUCUUCCCCAAAGCCACAUCCCGUCUCUACUUGAUUGGAUGGGAUUUCUCCUGGAAAUCCUGCGUAAACCACCUUGAGUUCCAUGAUGGAAGACAGGCGUGCCUUACAGGGAAAUAAUUG